AUGAAUAAUUUCUUUUGUGAAAAAGCUUUAAAAAACACCACAACACCACCAGUAGCAGACACCACAACACCACCAGUAGCAGACACCACAACAUCACCACCAGUAGCAGACACCACAACACCACCAGUCACAGACACUACAACACCAGAUAGUCCAACACAAACCCCAGUUAGUGAACCAUCUGAAAAUACCCCAACCUUUGAUAAAAAUACAAAAACAGAUAUUUUUAGCAGUAAUCCUGUCAUUAACACUAAUACAGAUGCUUUAACAGAUACAAAUAGCGUUUUCUACUAUAGCUUAAGCUCAACUAGGAUUAAUGUUGAUCCAAAUACCACUGUGAUCAGUACAACAGAAGAAAGUGAAUUAGUUACAGAACCACCAACACCUAAAAAAACUACAACAUCCCAAUCCCAAAUAGGCACAAGCCAAGAAAAAUCAACCAUAACACAAUUCAAAACUUACACUACCACAGAAACAUUAUAUUUCCCAGGGUACACCACUUAUACAUCUUCAACAGGGACUGAUGGAGAAUUAACCACAUAUGCAACUUACAUUCCACCAAGUACUGUUGUGGUGAUCAAGAAAGUUACUUCAGCGACUGUAGUAUUUCAAGAAACUAAUACUCCUUCAUCUGGACAUCUUGAUCUGGGACUCUCAAUUUAUAAUUUAUACAAUAUUGCUACAUCAUUGUUUGUUAUUGCUGUAACAAUGCUUUAUUUAAUUAUUUCUUAA
Entrophospora sp. SA101 is the source of this 732-nucleotide messenger RNA. Lineage: Eukaryota; Fungi; Glomeromycota; Glomeromycetes; Entrophosporales; Entrophosporaceae. The record is from the annotation of a GenBank genome assembly.